Messenger RNA from Armigeres subalbatus, 1617 nucleotides. RefSeq lists its product as uncharacterized. The record is from RefSeq and is a predicted model, not a curated record. The transcript is spliced from 2 exons. Bases 1 to 1617 code for a protein of 538 amino acids. Gene Ontology annotation, biological process: DNA integration. Gene Ontology annotation, molecular function: nucleic acid binding. NCBI's taxonomy places the organism in Eukaryota, Metazoa, Arthropoda, Insecta, Diptera, Culicidae.
AUGAUACCGAAGACUGGAACGGAGUACAGCUACCAUAUUUGCGAAUGCGAGGCCGAAAAAAAGCUAGAUCUAUUGAUGAAAGACUACUUCAACGCCGAAGAUUGCCAUGACAGCGUCCGCGUCAUUACCAGUCUCUUGAAGCGUAGACUGAAUAAGAAUAACCGCGGUCCGUAUCUGAAACAAGAGGAACUGCAUGCAGCUGAGGUUCUGCUCUGGAAACUCAUCCAAACUGAGUGCUUUGGAGAUGAGGUGGCGAUACUGAAGAAUAACAACGAGUUACUGAGUAACGAACGUAAAGAACUCGUCAAAUCAAGCACUCUUUGGACACUUUCGCCGAUGAUAGAUAACGAAGGAGUUCUUCGAGUCAACGGACGGAUUUCUGCAGCAAAGAAUUUGGGGAUCGAUGUCAAAUUUCCCAUUAUACUACCGAGGAAGCAUUACGUUACAUACCUCAUCCUGGACGAUUAUCAUCGGAAGCUGCUGCACGGAAACUUCGAGACAGUAGUCAAUGAAAUUCGUCAACGUUUUUAUAUUUCCCGAUUGCGUACAACUGCCCGGACCGUAGCAAGUCGAUGCCAGUGGUGCAGAGUGUAUAAAGCCCGACCAACAGUUCCGUUCAUGGGACCUUUGCCAACAGCUCGUUUAUCAUUGGGUUUUCGUCCGUUCAGCUAUGUUGGCAUCGACUACUUUGGACCAGUUCAAGUAAAGAUAGGACGGUCAUCCGCAAAAAGGUGGAUUUGCUUGAUUACUUGCUUAACAAUAAGGGCAGUCCACGUUGAAGUAGCGCAAGAUCUGUCAACCAGGUCAUGCAUUGCCUGUAUUCGUCGUUUCGUAUGCAGACGGGGUGCACCAAUUGAAAUACACUCCGAUAAUGGACGCAACUUCUCCGGAGCAGAUCGGGUGUUACGAGAUCAGAUCCAGCGUAUCGAACAGGACGCAGCUACAACAUUCACUAAUGCGAAAACAAAGUGGUUGUUCAUACCACCCUCUGCUCCGCAUAUGGGUGGUUCGUGGGAGAGAAUGGUUCGCUCAAUCAAGAAGGCAAUGGCAGGGCUCCCACAUGAGCCCAAGCUCGAUGAUGAUGGACUGCACACGUUAGUCAUUGAAGCCGAAGCAAUUGUGAAUUCACGGCCACUCACUUACCUCCCGUUAGAUGCCACAGAACAAGAAGCGCUAACUCCAAAUCAUUUUAUCAUGGGGAGCUCAACAGGAGUAAAACAGCCCGUAUUGCAGCUUGGUGCAUCUGCAAAAUUUAUCCACAACUCUUGGGACUUGAUUCAACAACGUGUCGAUUACUUCUGGAAACGCUGGGUUCGAACGAAAUGGUUUGGUGAUGUGACACCAAUCAGUCCUGGUGGUCUGGUGAUUGUGAUAGAUGAGACCCGAAGAAACGGAUGGGUGCGCGGACGAGUACUCGAAGUUACAGAAGGCAGAGAUGGGAGAGUUCGGCAAGCUAUGGUACAAACUCCCGGUGGAAUAUUUAGAAGGCCGGUUUCAAGACUGGCUGUGUUGGACGUAACUGAGCAUGAUGUGAAGGACCUCGCCGGUCCUCACGGGGAGGGGGAUGUUGCCACGACUUUGACACCGGCAACACUGUCCACCGAGCCUUCACUGUAA